Messenger RNA from Xiphophorus maculatus (southern platyfish), 4638 nucleotides. RefSeq names its product LARGE xylosyl- and glucuronyltransferase 1 (gene large1). The transcript is spliced from 15 exons. Gene Ontology annotation, biological process: protein O-linked glycosylation via mannose. Lineage: Eukaryota; Metazoa; Chordata; Actinopteri; Cyprinodontiformes; Poeciliidae. The coding region runs from base 1155 to 3422 and encodes 755 amino acids. The record is from RefSeq and is a predicted model, not a curated record. Gene Ontology annotation, molecular function: xylosyltransferase activity; glucuronosyltransferase activity.
GAUGAAGAGGCAGGAGGCAGAGCAGGAGGUAGCAGAGAUGAAGAUGUUGAGGUUCUCUUUGGGAGUGACAAGGAUGGAUAAAAUCAGAAAUGAAUACAUCAGAGGAACAGUUCAUGUCAGAGGAGAGACACUGAAUACAUCGGUAGAAGGAUGAUGAGGAUGGACCUGCCAGGAAAGAGACCUAGAGGAGGACCAAAGAGGAGAUUUAUGGAUGAAGUGAAAGAUGACAUGAAGGCAGUUGGUAUCAGAGAAGAAGAUGCGGAGGAAAGGGUUACAUGGAGACGGAUGACUCGCUGUGGCGACCCCUACGGGAAAAAGCUGAAAGGAAAAGGAAAAGAAGAAUGCUACUUAAAGAUUUUGUUGUUGUUGUUUGUUUGUUGUUGGGUUUUUUUGCCAACCACCAAACAAAGAAGGAGGACAAAGAAGCUUCCGAUGACUGGGGGGCCUAAAGACGCUUCCCUUACAUAGAUUUGCGUUAGACUCGGACAAGGCCCUCUGUCUUCCGGCCCGACCACACUCCGCUCCACAAUGAUCCAGUCCUUUUUAUCCCUUAUCCCUUCGCGGUUCCAACGCUGUGAUUGGAUGCUGACUGCUUGUCAGGAAGAAAGGAGUGUUGUGUUGAGGCCGAAAACAGGACCACAAGCAAUAAUUAUACAAUAUUGGGUGAUUUGUUAAUAAAUGGUGGAAGGGCAGGAUCCCUGCGGUCAGACCAGACAGACUGCUGUUUCCCUCACCACUCUGCGUCGCUCUCUACGGGUCACAGUGUUCCAAACCUGACGCUGCCUUAACCACACAUGAUCGGGGUGCCGUGCGGCGACACAGACCGAAGCUUAUCUUAGCCCUUUAUCCUUCCUAUAGCACACAACACGAUCCAGCUUUUGGUUCCGGUAACCUGAGGCUGUCGAACCUAGGAAACACUGACACAUGGAGCAGCACAGAGUGGAGCCACCAUGUCGCCUGCUUGAAAAUAGAUCCGGUGCUGAAACUGCAUAACGGCGUUUAGAAGCUGGUUUCCGUUUUCUCUAAAAUCAACCUGUUCAACCCUCCGCAUCAGUAAAAAUGUUACAAUGGGAGAAAAAUUGUGAGAAAUCAAGUGGACAAAAUAUGCUCCACAGAGGUCAAAUUACCUCUCAACACUGACUUCAAUUCAGAAGAUGCUGGGAAUAUUUCGUGGACGAAGGAAGUUCCUGGCAGCCUCUCUUGUCUUGCUUUUCAUCCCCACACUCACCUGGCUUUACCUGUCAAUUGGAAAUUUUCAAGUGAAGCCCCUACGCCUAUCUUCAUUGGAAGCACAGUCACCUCCACCACUGGGUGAUGCUAAUGCACGGCUGGCCUUGGAGCUGAGGAUCCGAGCGGUGGAAGAGGAAAACAGGGCCCUGCGCCAGGAGCUCAGUCGUCCUCUCAGGAACUCGUCUGCUUCCUAUACAAACAUCACAAGCAAAGGAAACCAAAGCCGAACUCAUUUAGAAGAAGGCACCAGUAACAAUGAUGGACAAAAGAAUGCUGCUGUGGGGAACAACUCCAACUGUUUACAACAUCAGUUAGUGGAUAAGUGUGAGACUAUCCAUGUGGCCAUCGUAUGUGCAGGUUACAACGCAAGUCGAGAUGUUGUAACAUUGGUGAAAUCUGUCCUUUUCCACAGACGGAAUGCUCUUCAUUUCCAUUUCAUCACAGACUCUAUUGCAAAGCAGAUUCUCUCCUAUUUGUUUCAUUCUUGGAUGGUCCCUGCUGUCAGGGUAAACUUCUAUGAUGCAGAUGAGCUUAAGUCUGAAGUGUCAUGGAUACCUAAUAAACACUACUCUGGUAUCUACGGACUAAUGAAACUGGUGCUCACCAAGACGCUGCCCAUGAAUCUGCGCAGGGUCAUUGUUCUUGACACGGAUAUCACUUUUGCCACUGACAUUGCUGAGCUCUGGGCUGUCUUUCACAAGUUUAAAGGUCAGCAGGUUCUGGGUCUAGUAGAGAACCAGAGUGACUGGUAUCUGGGGAAUCUCUGGAAGAACCAUCGACCCUGGCCAGCACUAGGUAGAGGUUUCAACACUGGGGUUAUUUUACUUCUCCUGGAUCGGUUACGGAAGGUCAGAUGGGAGCAGAUGUGGAGACUGACUGCAGAAAGAGAACUAAUGAGCAUGCUGUCCACCUCAUUGGCAGACCAGGACAUCUUUAAUGCAGUGAUCAAGCAGAACCCGUUCCUUGUUUACCAGCUGCCCUGCUAUUGGAACGUUCAACUGUCAGACCACACACGCUCUGAAAAAUGCUACAAAGAUGUAUCAGACCUGAAGGUGAUCCAUUGGAACUCCCCCAAGAAGCUACGAGUCAAAAAUAAGCAUGUUGAGUUCUUUCGAAAUCUUUAUCUUACUUUUCUGGAGUAUGAUGGUAACCUACUGCGACGGGAGCUGUUUGGCUGUCCAAGCGAGGCUGACCCCAACAGUGAAAAUCUACAAAAGACUCUUUCAGAGCUUGAUGAAGAUGACCCCUGUUACGAGUUUCGGCGAGAGAGAUUUACAGUUCAUCGAACGCAUCUUUACUUUCUCCACUAUGAGUAUGAGCCCAGUUCUGACCAAAGUGAUGUCACUCUUGUUGCCCAGCUAUCUAUGGACAGGCUCCAGAUGUUAGAGGCUAUCUGUAAGCACUGGGAAGGCCCCAUCAGUUUGGCCCUAUACCUUUCAGAUGCUGAGGCACAGCAGUUCUUGCGAUAUGCACAAGGAUCUGAGGUGCUGAUGGGCCGCGGAAAUGUAGGUUACCAUGUAGUCUACAAAGAGGGGCAAUUCUAUCCGGUCAAUCUCCUGCGAAACGUGGCCAUGCAGCAAGUCAACACAAACUAUAUGUUCCUAUCAGACAUUGAUUUCCUCCCCAUGUAUGGCCUCUAUGAGUAUCUCAGGAAAUCAGUGGUACAGCUUGACAUGGCCAACAACAAAAAAGCCCUAGUAGUUCCAGCCUUUGAGACUCUGCGAUAUCGCCUCUCCUUCCCAAAGUCUAAGGCAGAAUUACUCUCCCAGCUGGACAUGGGCACACUCUUCACCUUUAGAUACCACGUGUGGACCAAAGGCCAUGCGCCAACUAACUUUGCCAAAUGGCGGACAGCCACCACACCUUACAAAGUGCUGUGGGAGGCCGACUUUGAGCCCUAUGUGAUGGUGAAGAGAGACAGUCCUGAGUAUGACCGCCGUUUUGUGGGCUUUGGCUGGAACAAGGUGGCUCAUAUCAUGGAGCUUGAUGCACAGGAGUAUGAGUUUGUGGUCCUGCCAAAUGCCUAUAUGAUCCAUAUGCCCCAUGCUCCCAGCUUCGACAUCACAAAGUUUCGCUCCAAUAAGCAGUACCGGGUCUGCCUUAAGACCCUGAAGGAGGAGUUUCAGCAGAACAUGUCUCGUCGCUUUGGCUUUGCUGCUCUGAAGUACAUGACAGCUGAAAAUAACAGUUAGUCAGCACUCCAGGCUCAAGGUCCUCUGGAGCAGAACUACUCAAAAUGUUCAUGGAGUAGGAAAGUUAAACACAAUUGAAUUACUUAAAUGGGGUCCUUUGGAUUUUGUAAGACUUCAGAACCUGAGACUUUAAAAGAAGAUUUUAGCCUGAGCAACCUUGACUUCAUAUUUUAUCUUUUUGUGUGAGUAGAAGUGAUGAUUAUUGAGGAUUGCACUAAUAAUAGCUCUUUUGUGGUGACAGACUGUGUGGGCCAACUGUGCAGUCCAUCAUGCACUUCGAAAGAAGAGGAGAGAAUUAAUGUCUUAUCACGUUUCUAAGACCACUGACAGAUUUUGUGGCUGUAAAAUAAUAUUGUGAGUGUGUGUAUCUUUCCUUCAGGACAGAGCUUAGGAAGAGCCGUUGAAAGAGAGGAAUUGAAGAAACCACCACAGUUUAACUAAUAGAAGGCCAGAUGAAGCAAAGCAGGAAAUACGUCCCAAUAGAUCAGAAAUCUCUGGAGGUUUUUUCUCUCAUUUUGAAUCAGACAUUAGUGUUUUCUUCCCUUUACAAUGCUGUGAGGUGCCACCAUUACAAACUGGGGUAGGAUAUUUUAAGAUGGCUGUGUUAUGAUUUUAGCUAGCUUGGUCAUUGCCUUCCUGUGCAUUUUCGCUCAAAAAAGUUUUUGCUUCCAGCACAGUCUAGUAUUGCUCCCCUUGAACCUGGUCGAUUUUUGACUAGGGUCAAACAAAAGAAGUUCACCACAAAAUUAAUAACAUCGAUUUUGGUUUGGUUGAUGUUUUAUAAUUGUAGUUUUAGCAAUGGCAGCAGAGGAAGUGAAGAAAGCCGUUCAGUCCAUAUUGGCCACAAUUCCAAAAACUGAAUGAACAUUAACAGCCGAAUCAUUCGGAUCGGCACGUCUCUCUUCACAGUGGUCAAUGGUUGUUGCUGGCAACUUCCGGUUAGCUUCUUAGUGUCAAACUGAGAGCAUUACAUACGCAAAUGUUAGCGAUUGGAUGAAAUUUAAAACCUUAGCACAGGGUUGCCUCCAGGAAGCAAUCAUUUCUCAACAGCCAAGAGCUGUUGAGAAUUGAACAGCUUAUUUCAACAUUUUAACAGUAGUAUACUGUAUGAAGCAAAGUAUAGUAGAAGAGAAACUGGUUUUUACCCAGGCCAGGUUUAGGUGCAGCUCAGCUGAAUGCAUAGACCAACAUGAUGUAUGAGCCAAAACAUGCUGGG